Molecule: messenger RNA, 6584 nt
Organism: Biomphalaria glabrata
Lineage: Eukaryota; Metazoa; Mollusca; Gastropoda; Planorbidae
Product: rho GTPase-activating protein 18-like
Exons: 19
Coding region: 953-2917 (654 amino acids)
Biological process (GO): regulation of actin filament polymerization; regulation of small GTPase mediated signal transduction; signal transduction
Cellular component (GO): cytoplasm
Molecular function (GO): GTPase activator activity
Source: RefSeq, a predicted model, not a curated record
GACACAUCCCUCGACACUUGACAGUUAGGCCUACACCUGUGCACCGUGCUACUCUGUUUGAAAAGCUCGUUACACGAAAGUAUAAAAGCACAGUUAAAUUUUUCUCAUAAGGCUCAUUCAUAUCUGGAUUAACUUAUUAUUCCAUGUCACAAGCAAAAAGGGGUCUGCUGGAGUGUUAUGAAGUGUGUGUGUGUGUUUCUAUGGUGACGUUGGGACGAGGUUAGCGAUUGGUUGUGAAUGAUUCAACAUAGAUGGCGUUGUCCUCCUUUGGUGUUAGUUAGGACAGACGACCCCAGAACGUGAGACUGAAAGGUUGUCUCAUUCUAGAAAGCUGGGUAUUAUAUUUUGGAGCCUCUACUGAAACUUCUAGUCUCUGACGCUGUGUCUUUGUCACAACUAUCGUCUGGGUCCAAAGCGUCAUCCUCUGGACAGCCCCGGCCACUUCUCGCGUGUGCUUUGGCGCCAGAAAGAAAAACGCAUCCGUGGAAUGCUCAUGGUAGGCCACAGGUGAGGUGAGCAAACAUCUUCCGUCAGGUAUAGUCUUCUUGAGGUGCGGUGAGCAAACAUCUUCCGUCAGGUAUAGUCUUCUUGAGGUGCGGGGGGAGAAGCGGAGAGAGAAGAGGAAGAGGGGGUGAGUCAGUCUGUCAUUGAUUGUGGUCUGUCUUACUCCAGCAGGCAGAUGAUGAUCUAAAUAUUGAAAGAGACUAAAGGAAGUGCGACCACUCCAUUCAUUCUAGUUUCUGUUCGGAUUGCACGUGACUCACACACGCACACACAAUCUCGGACUGUCUCUAUGUGGACAAGACACACAAAUCAACAGCUGUGUGGGGUUUGGCUAUUACAUUUUUCACAUAGGAAUUGAAACUUGUUGCAACGGACUGUAGGUGGAUAACACAUGAGGUCUGAGUAGCCCCCCCCCCCAGCUCGUGUCCAGCUGUGAGCUGGCCAGCUAAUGGCUGUUUCCAGUCACAAAGGCAUGGAUGACUACUGGAAUGAGUUUCAGACGAUCGAACAGAGUGACUCCCACAGCGAUGAGGAUGAGCUGUCAAAAACCCCUGAUGAGGGUGAGAUUGAAGAAGCCUGGUUGAAGCGCGCUGGCUACAGUCAUGUGAUCAGUCAGUUCAAAGAGGGUGGGGACAUCUCUGAAGCUGACCUGGAUCUGAUGACCAGCUCACUCACCCAUGCCCAGAGAGAGGCUGUCAGAAAACGCAUCAAUAUCCUUACCACCACCAUGCGUAAAAAAGACAAGGUCACCAAAAUUCAUGUCAAGGACAUUUUUGCAGCCCCUAAAGAUGUACACGUACACACAAGUCAUGCCAACACCUUGCCUCAAGCUUACACCGCUCCGAAAAGAAAUACCACCAAAUCACCUGACCAGCGUCCAUCCAGUCCCUUUUCUCACAAGGGUGGCUACUCCAUGGCAGGUGGUACAAAUGAAAUCACAUCUUAUGUGGACGCAGGUGUGGCCACAUUAGGUAUUCAUCAUCGUACAAAAAGUAAAAAUGAAGCCAAUCAUCUCUACAACUUUUCUGACACUUCUGAUGACAUGGAGAUUCACCUUGACUUCACCACAGAAGAGUUAGAAAAGCCCUUUUCUCCUGUAGCAACUUUCCCAGACCCUCACAGAAUAGAACUCCCAGCCUUUGAUGUCAGUUCUGACCCUCUAGGCAUCACUUACAUUGGUGAUCUAGCAGACUGUGAUAUAGAGAGAGUCAGGGAGCUGGCCUUUAUAGAAUUAACUGCCCUGCUUGAUGCUUACAACAUAGAUCAUAAACCUAUGAAACGCAAGAGAAAGGUCAAAGAUCAAGGAAUAUUUGGUCUCCCUCUGAAACUGUUAGUGGAACAAGAUCAGAAGAGGUCACCCGGAACUAAAGUGCCAGUUGUGUUUCAAGCAAUGAUUGAUUACUUGGAAAAAGAAGGUUUAAACACUGAGGGCAUCUUCAGGGUGUCUGCAUCAGAUGCUAGAACCAAACAACUCCGCCAGGAUCUAGAAGACAAAUUAUAUCAGGGUCUCUUCUCAUGGGGAGAUGCAGGUGUCCAUGAUGUAGCAGUUGUGUUCAAACAGUUUCUCCGUGAAUUGCCCUCUCCGCUUCUUUCCAAUGAAAAUUUUGAUGCAUUUCCUCAAGUUUGCAAUAUCCCUGACCUCCUGAAACAGCUGAAAGCUUUAAACUUGUUGAUCAUACUGUUGACAGAUGAACACAGAAACACACUCAAGGUGCUGCUUCGUUUCCUAAGGAAAAUUGUGUCCCACAGUAACAUGAACAAAAUGGGCUUAAACAACAUUGCUAUGAUCAUGGCACCCAACCUAUUCCUUCUACAUGCACGCAGCAAAGAGAAACUCCACUUGGAGACAGAGUUGAAAAAGGCUGAGAGUACUUCUAAAAUAGUGACAAUGUUGAUACACUAUCAAGACAGUCUUUGGACUGUUCCUUCCAGUUUUAUUGCUCAAUUGAGACAUCAGUACACAGUGGAGGCUCACAGAAAGGCGGACAAAAGUUUGUUAUCAAAGUUUUCUAGAAAAAAAGAGAAGACAGAAGACAAGUACAAAAAACUUCCUAACAAUGAUCAGUUGGAGUCUCAGGAUGUUGUGAUCAAAGUCCAGGCGCCUCAUCUUACCAAGAGCUCAGCCCUUGUACAGUUGGACAAUUCUACAACUGCAGCUGAUGUGGUAGAUAAGUUUAAAUGUGAAAAUGGAGAGUUGACAAGAGAAAAUAGUACCAUUGGUGAAGUGGAGACAUCUGCUGGUCAUGUUUAUAGAAAUCCAAACAACGCACACUAUGCUCAUGAUACAGACUAUCUGUUUGAAGUGGGAGGAAAUAUUGCUGAACGGUGUUUAGAUCCUCGCACUAAAAUGAUGGAGCUCUAUCAUGUGAAUCCAACAGCCGAAUGGGUCAUCAAGUCCAGGAAAUACAGAUAGUGAUGAGCAGAAGCUCUUCUUUCAUUCUAUCUUGUUCCGGCCUAAACUUCAGGAGUAGCUUGGUAUGGCCAGUGCACCUCUACUGUUGAAGAAAACAUUUGCAGCUCAUUGCCCUAUAGUAUUAGUGUUGGAGCACUCUGACAUAAUAGUCCUACAAUGAUGUGAUGGUGAUACAUUUUAAAUAUGGUCCCUUGAAAAAUCAGAGAUUUUGAUAUUAGGAGUUAGGAUCAUUUUGAGUAUUUAUGUGUACAUUGUUAUUUAAUGUGGAAAAUUGUCCAAAAGUGACCAUAACUUGCUGUUCUGAGGGACUAAAUAUGAACAUCACUAACUCCCUGCUCUCUAUGCAUUUUAAUAACUUCUAUCUCUUGCUUAUAGAUGCACAGACUCUUAAAAUAUAAUUUUGACAUAAGUUAUUUGUGUCAAAAGUAUUCUGCAAAAACAAUCACAUUUUGUUCAGACUGGUUUUUAUUUAGCUUCAAGUUCAUCAAUAAUAAAGAAUGUGCUGCUCAAUGUAGCUAUGUUAAAGUUCUGAUUAUUUGGACAUUUGUUCUUAAAUCCCAGAAAGCUCUGUACUAAGAUGUCAAACAAAUUGUGCUGUUGUUUUUAUUUUACAUACUUAGACAUAGUGAGACAUUUGUUUUGACAUAAAGAGGUUUGAUUGUCCAUGCAUUUGUAACUACUCUUAGGCAGCCUAGAGAUAUGCCAUGACACACACUUUAUUGGACAAUAGUUUGAAUGCCAUAUGUAUGCUUUUGUUUUUCUUUUUGUUACAUUUUUUCCUCUUGCAUUUAUAAAUCUUUGUUAAAAGUAGAGCUGUGUUAAUGUGAAAGGUCAGUGCAAAAACAAAACCUUGGAACUUUUGUGAUAGCAUUCUUGCUGUUCUUGUGACUGUUGUAACUAACAAUGUGAAUAAAUUGAGCUUGAUUCUAGGUCUGCAUGUGAGAGAGAGAGAGGACUUUCACAGAAAUAUAUUCAAGUGUCAAUGCACUAUUAGUGCAAAUGUUUAUUUUAUACUGAUAAAAUGUCAAUGAUUUCUUAUUUGACUUACUUUAAAGCAAUACAUCUUGUGGUUUUCUGUGUAUGACAUGUUGUAUGACACCUGGGGAGUCCAGGAUUGAAGGCAAAGUUACAAAAAGAAAGUAUUAAUAUGAUUUUUAAUCUGAUGAACCAAAAAUAUUUUCCCCCAUCUUUUAACACAAAAUCUCAAUUCAAAAUGGAAUCAAAUUCUUGAACUAAUGAACAUUAAUUCUGGGUAUAGAUCUUUUCAUCUUUUUAAAAAUCAUUCCCCUCUUUUUACACAUAGAAUUGACCAAAUGCUUAGUAUCUCAAAGAAAAUAAAUACAUUUCUAAUAGUAAAUGCAUAUCACACUUAACGUGGUUCUAUGUAGUGGGAGAUAUAUGAAAUUAGAGUAAGAUUUUUGGUCAAUUCAGUUCCGAUAGUAACAUGAUACUUCUGAACAAUGUUCUUCCACUUUGUUUAAUCAAGUCAAUCACUUAUCAAUCCUUGCAUUAGAUUUCUGGGUUGUUUUUUUUUAAAUGUAAUAUGGCUAAAAAAAAGAAAAAAGAGAAUAAAAUGGAGUAGGGGGAAUGAAGGAACUUUGAUUAAAAUACAGGAAAAGUAAAAGAUGAAUUAUGAAAGCAAAUCUUUGUUGUUGAUAGACAUGCUACCUUUCUUUUCUUUGCAUUAUAGGAAUAACAUUUCUCAGUUAAUCCUUUCAUUGGAAUAAAAGGUUAACAAGUGCCAAAAAAAUAUAGGCUAUCAAUAUAUUGGAAAUUGAUAGAUUUAACAAGACCUACAUGACUGAUAUAUAUAUAUAUAUGUAUAUAUAUACAUAUAUAUAUAUAUAUUGAUAUAUAUACUAUAAUGUAGAAUGUGAGGUGUAUGUAUGUUACUUAUAGACAUCAAAACCGCUUGACCAAUCUUGAUAAAACUUGGCAGGAAUGUGUCUUGGGUACCAACUUAAUUAGACCUUAGUGUAUGUAUUGUAGCCCUAAAACAAACUUAAGACCCUAAAAAAAAAUAAAGUUGUCCGACUCUAUUACAGCUAUAGUAUUUUAUGGAUCUAGGCCAUGUCUACAAUGUUGACAUGAGAAAAGAUUGAAAGGAUUUAGACCUAGAUCUAAUUUUAAGAAAUACACUUUGCGCAGAUAGUUUUUUACUUUGACACAUGAAAAUACAAAAGAAUAUCCAUUGAUUUCAUUAUAUAAUAAAAGUAACCUUCAAUUUUGUGUUUCAAAAGCAUUUUUUACAUAAAUUAGUUCUUUAUAUCUGUGACUACAGAUUUCCUGACGAACAUUCUUUCAUUAGACAAUACCGUAAUGAAUCGCGUACUAAAAAUUAAUUCGUUUAAUUGUUUACUUUAUAAUCCCAUUCCUAGAUCUAAAACUCUAAUUCAACUCUUAGAUGAUAAAACUUCUCUUCGCACAGAUAGUUUUAUACAUUAACACACGAACAUACUAAUUAUAGUCCAUUCAUUUCAUAUUUUGAUCAAAUAAACAUUAAAAUUUGGUUUUCUAAAGCAUUUUUAAGAGACUACAUUCGUUUACGAAAGCUGCGAAGCCGAGUUGAUAUAGGCCUAGAUCUAUAUAAUAUUCAUUCAUGAAUCCUGUACUAAAAAUUAUUUCGUUUAAUUGUUCACUUUAUAAUCCCAUUCAUUUAACAAAGCGAUCGCUCUUUUCGUUUUUAAUAGAUAUGCAUGUAUCGGCUUCGGGUAAACCAAUUUUCGCAAAACUAAUUUUAUUUUUGUAGCGAAAGAAAAAAAACUUGAAAGGAUCAUUAGCUAACUUUAACAUACAUCUAAAUCCAAUCCACUAGAUAAGUAAACAAAAACUUAGACCCGCAGGCCGCGGGUAAUGUCAGGCUAGUAAAAAAAAUAUAUAUAUAUAUAUGAGUUUAUUUAUAUUUAUUUUAUUGUAACUAUAUAUGAAGAUGUUUUCAGCUAAGAAGAAAUGGUUGUGUGUGCAAAAUGCAUAAAUCCUUUACCAUUGAAAAGAUCUAAAACAAAUUAAACAUUUUUAUAAAAAUAAGUUAUUUUCUUUCCCGUCAGACAUGUGGUUAUACACUGUAUGCUUACUCAUUAAGCCAUUAGCUUCAGAAAUGUCCAGUAUGAAUGUACUAUAUAUACUAAUGGUUUGAUGUGAAAGAAGGAUUUUAACAAGCCAACCAUUAGUGUCAAUCAGCUUGUUAGAUAGUUUGGUAAGAAAUAAAUGUAAUUAUUGGUCCUGUGAUUAUUGAAUGAACUACAUGCCUUUUAUGUAAUAAAGCAAACAAAAAUCUGUAGAUAUAUUUAAUAAAAAAAAAAAUCAAUUACUUGGUUAUUUGAAAACACAUUUAAUAUUUACUACAGUAUCUUUUACUUUUUACACUAUUUAGUCUCAGUAACUUGCAAGAUAGAUUCAAAUGAAAAUAAAAUAGUUAUUAUAGAGAAACAAUGUCUCUAAUUAAUACUUACAAAACAUGUUUGCUUAGAAUGGUAAUUUGAAGGCAACAAAUAAAAUGUUAUGUAAAUAUCUAUUUGACAAAUCAUCCAAAGAAAAAGUGUGCAUGAUAAAAUUUUAUGUGUGUAUUAGGCAACUAUGUAUUCUAUUUAUUAUUUGUAUUAAUAACUGAUGGCACCAAUUAUGACAUGAAUGAGUAUACAUAUUAAAGACAAUUGUUAUUUCUCUA